AUGAGCGUCAGAGACGGCGCGCAAGCCUCCCCGCAAUCGCCACUGAAUCAAAUACCCGAGGUGCACGACAAAACGAUUGACGACAUAGACAAACUCGACGUAGAGAAGCAAGCCGAGAUCGAAACAGCAGACAACUCGCGAGAAACGUCGUCGACACCAUCCCCUGCCGCAAGUAUACAUCGGGAAGAUGGCAAGACCAUCGUCAGCUUCAGUGAUGGCGAUCCUCUCAAUCCAUAUAAUUGGAGCCAAACGAAGAAGAUAUACGUUGUCCUAGCUUCAAUCUUUAUGGUCUUCAACAGUACUAUAGGCAGCUCGAUAGCCUCCGGAGCGACUGAGGAGACUUCUCGAUAUUUUAAUGUCACGAACCAAGCACAACUUGUCCUGCCCGUUUCAAUCUACCUGAUCGGCUACGUCCUUGGGCCAUUAGUGUUCGCGCCCAUGUCCGAGACCUAUGGCCGCAAGAUCGUUAUGAUAGGCACCUUCGUCGUCUUCACAGCCUUCACACUCGGUUGUGCUCUAGCACCUUCAUUCGCUGGCCUGAUCGUCUUCCGAUUCCUGACCGGCGUCGGCUCUUCCACGCCAAUAUCUGUUGUGGGAGGUAUCUAUGCAGACAUCUACAGCACUCCAAGAGCGAGAGGUCUCGUCAUUACUCUGUUCAUGGCAGCAACUACCUGGGGUCCAUUGAUCGGUCCGAUAGCUUCGGGAUUCGUGUCUGUAGUAUCGUGGCGAUGGUCGUACUGGGUUCUUUUGAUCAUCGCUGGAGCGACCUGGCCUUUCCUCUUGUUUAUGCCGGAGACAUAUGGCCCGGUGAUAUUGGAGAGGAAAGCCAAGAAGCUGCGCAAGGAAACUGGCGAUGAGAGUAUAGUGGCGCCGAGUGAGUUGCAGACAAGAGACUUUCACGAACUGGUUGUAGUCGUGCUUAUGCGACCUAUCCGGAUGUUCUGCACCGAGGCCAUUGUCCUGACCACAUGCCUCUAUCUGUCAGUAAUAUAUGGCAUAUUCUACAUAUUCUUCCAAGCAUACCCGGUUGUUUUUGGUGGCGUGUAUGGCUUCAAUGCAGGAGAAACGGGUCUCACCUUCCUGCCGAUUGGCGUUGGCUCUGUUAUAGCGACUGGCGUCUAUCUGGCCUGGAACGAUUACUACGAGAAAGCGCUGAGAAAAUCUCCACCACCGCAAUGGACGAAAGUUGAGGAAUAUGCUCGUCUACCACUGGCCUGUUUCGGUGGGCCACUGUUCGUAAUCUCGCUGUUUUGGCUCGGCUGGACUGCUCGAGCAGAUAUCCACUGGAUUGUGCCAACACUGUCUGCGCUACCAUUCGGCAUUGGCUUCCUGCUGAUAUUCAUGGGGGAGCUGAACUACGUGGUGGACGCUUACGAAGUCUUCGCCGCCAGUGCCAUGGGAGCAGCGUCGAGCUCGAGAUCCAUAUUCGGUGUGGUUUUGCCUUUUGCUGCGAAGCCGAUGUAUGAGCGUCUGGGUAUUGCGUGGGCUUGUACACUGCUUGCGUUCUUGAGCAUGAUCAUGGCGGCCGUGCCAUUUAUUUUUAUCAAGUACGGAGGUCAGAUUCGUGCCAAUAGUAAGUUCUGUCAGGAGCUUAAGCAGAAGAAGGAAGCGAAAGAACUCAAGGAUAGAGAAGUAAGAGAGCGGAGAGUCAGCAGACAGCAACUAGAGGACGAUAUAGAGAAGCACGCAUAG
Messenger RNA from Recurvomyces mirabilis, 1692 nucleotides. RefSeq lists its product as uncharacterized. The coding region runs from base 1 to 1692 and encodes 563 amino acids. Gene Ontology annotation, biological process: transmembrane transport. Gene Ontology annotation, molecular function: transmembrane transporter activity. The transcript is spliced from 3 exons. The record is from RefSeq and is a predicted model, not a curated record. Lineage: Eukaryota; Fungi; Ascomycota; Dothideomycetes; Mycosphaerellales; Teratosphaeriaceae. Gene Ontology annotation, cellular component: plasma membrane.